AUGUCCGCUAUCGACGAGACUCCCCUCAGCGCCUCGCCUCACGAGCGUCGCAACUCGCUGGAGAAGCACCUCCAGACUCGCCCAGACAUGCAGGACCUCAAGAACCGCCAUAUCCUGCUGAACACUAGUGUGGCCCCUUCUCUGCAAGCUGCCCAACUGGAGCUUGACCGCCAGCGCGCUUCGGACAACCUAAAGAAGAGCUUGGAGAAGAGACCCGAACGGGACGAGCUGGUGGAGCGCAAUAUUCUCCCCGCGUCCACCGCCGCGCCGGCCCUGCAAGCCAACGCCCGCGAACUCGAGCGCCACAUGCUGGCUGAUAACCUGGAGCACAAGAUUCAGAACCGCCCAGAGCCCGAUGAGCUCAUAACUCAGGGUAUUCUGACGGAAGACGAGGACCCGCGCUCCGCGUGA
This is a messenger RNA of Penicillium canariense, 411 nucleotides long. RefSeq names its product RPEL repeat-containing protein. Bases 1 to 411 code for a protein of 136 amino acids. NCBI's taxonomy places the organism in Eukaryota, Fungi, Ascomycota, Eurotiomycetes, Eurotiales, Aspergillaceae. The transcript has 3 exons. The record is from RefSeq and is a predicted model, not a curated record.